AUGUCUGGCAUCACUGGGAACGUGGACUGCGAGGAGUGCUUAUCUUCUGGACAUCUACCCAACAGCACGGAGUUACAUGUGCAUCCCACCUUGGAUGACGACGAGGAACUUCUGAGAUACAUUUGGAGAGAGUAUUUACACCCCAAGCAGUAUGAAUGGGUUCUCAUUGUGGCUUACAUUAUUGUAUUCUUCGUUUCACUUAUUGGGAACUCGCUUGUUUGUUUUGCAGUAUGGAAGAACCGUCACAUGCGCACCGUGACAAACUAUUUCAUAGUGAAUCUUUCCCUGGCUGAUGUGCUGGUCACCAUUAUCUGCCUGCCUGCGAGUCUUGUGGUAGACAUCACAGAGACGUGGUUCUUUGGAAACACUCUCUGCAAAAUUGUCCCUUAUCUGCAGACCAUCUCUGUUUCUGUAUCAGUCCUAACGCUGAGCUGCAUCGCCCAGGACCGUUGGUAUGCGAUCUGUCACCCACUGUUGUUCAAGAGUACAGCCAAGAGGGCGCGCAAGAGUAUAGUUGUCAUCUGGGUUGUGUCAUGUAUCAUCAUGAUCCCCCAGGCCAUCGUGAUGGAGUGUAGCAGCCUGCUGCCUGAACUCACAAAUAAGACCAGUCUGUUCACGGUGUGUGAUGAGCACUGGGGAGCUGAGAUCUACCCAAAGGUGUACCACACCUGUUUCUUCAUUGUCACAUACUUCGCACCACUGUGUCUCAUGGUCUUGGCAUACAUUCAGAUUUGUCACAAGCUGUGGUGUCAACAGAUUCCUGGAAGCACAUCAGUGCUGCAGAGGAAGUGGAAGUCUAUCAAAUGCUCAGCUCCAACUCCAGGACCGGGAGAGUCGGUGAGGGUUAGAACCAGCACGGUUUGUGCUGAGAUCAAACAAGUCAGAGCCCGGAGGAAGACAGCUCGCAUGCUGAUGGUGGUGCUCUUUGUUUUCGCCCUGUGCUACCUGCCAAUCAGUGUGCUCAAUGUCAUGAAAAGAGUGUUUGGGACAUUCAAGAAGACAAACGACAGAGAGACAGUGUAUGCGUGGUUCACUUUCUCACACUGGCUCAUAUAUGCCAACAGUGCUGCAAAUCCAAUCAUCUACAAUUUCCUAAGUGGGAAGUUCCGCGAGGAGUUCAAAUCAGCCUUUUCUUGUCAUUGUUGUGGCCAGCAUGAAAAUGAAACAAGGAGGAUAAGGACCAGAACGCGCACAGACAGUCGAAAAUCCCUCUCCACUCAAGUUCACAAUGUGGACAACGUGUCACGCAUAUCAGAUCAGAUGGUGUAG
Neolamprologus brichardi is the source of this 1269-nucleotide messenger RNA. It is a transcript of the gene hcrtr2, whose product is annotated as hypocretin (orexin) receptor 2. Gene Ontology annotation, cellular component: plasma membrane. Gene Ontology annotation, biological process: G protein-coupled receptor signaling pathway; feeding behavior; circadian sleep/wake cycle process. Gene Ontology annotation, molecular function: orexin receptor activity. Lineage: Eukaryota; Metazoa; Chordata; Actinopteri; Cichliformes; Cichlidae. The record is from RefSeq and is a predicted model, not a curated record.